Tetrapisispora phaffii CBS 4417 is the source of this 1662-nucleotide messenger RNA. RefSeq names its product ERMES complex subunit MDM34 (gene MDM34). Gene Ontology annotation, biological process: mitochondrion organization; phospholipid transport. The coding region runs from base 1 to 1662 and encodes 553 amino acids. The transcript has a single exon. Gene Ontology annotation, molecular function: lipid binding. Gene Ontology annotation, cellular component: ERMES complex. The record is from RefSeq and is a predicted model, not a curated record. NCBI's taxonomy places the organism in Eukaryota, Fungi, Ascomycota, Saccharomycetes, Saccharomycetales, Saccharomycetaceae.
AUGUCUUUUCGAUUUGAUGAGCAAUCUUUCCAAGACGAUUCAUUUAAUAAAUUUAUGAAGUCGAUGUUGACUAAGGCCUUGAACUCAAGGAAAAAAAAUUCGGAUAGCAAUGGUGCAACUAAUGAAAGCAAUGAUGAUUCUGAUUUAUCUUGUAGAGAUGGAAGAGGUAAAGAAUCUAAAUUAGACCUUUUGAAGAAGGAGGUUACAGUCAGCAAGGUAGACUUUCCAAGUACUCCUCAUCUGGAAAUUCUCGAUCUGGAUUUAUGUGCUCAACAACCAAGGUCAAUAGCUAAGAGCAUUUGUAAAGUAUCUUUUAAAGAUGCAUUACUUCAAAUAGAAACUGAGAUAGAAGCAAAUUUAUCACUUUUAUCAACAAAUAGUUCCCCAAACUUUACAACUCCCCAUAUUACUUGUAAUGACAGUUUUCCGAUUCCAAUUACUAUAACGUUUACACAAAUCCAGUUAGAAGCAAUCACAAAUGUGUUCGUCAAGAAAAACGGUGUUGGGUUGUCAUUUAAUGACGUAUCUUUAGAUUUCAAGUUUGAUUGUUCGAUCAAAUUACUACAGCCAUAUCUGGCUAAAAGAUUAAAAAACACUAUGCAAUCAGUUUUUAAAGAUGUUUUACCGUCAAUUAUUUUCAAUAUGUCGAAAAGUUGGUUCAUUAGUGAUGAUAAAACCAAUGCAACAAAGAUUAAAAAUAAGCAGAGAAACUCAAAAAAUAAUACAACUAUAAACUUAGCUGAUGGUACUGAUGAUACUAAUGAAGUCAUGAACAUAUCAAAAAGAAAUAUGCUAACUAUCGAAUCUCAUCUGACAGAAUUAUCUCCAAUCAACAUGUUAAAACUCUCAACACUUACGUCGUCAAGACAAACAUUAUCACUACACUCCUUAACAUUCAAUUCAUUGUCUUCGAUUCCUAGUUGUUUAGAUAGACAAAACUACCAUUUGUUUAAUUCUAAAAUCCCUUCGUUGGCUACAAUAAAUACCGAUGUAAGUGAAAAAAAUGCAAAUGCAGUGAUUAAGAACAAAAAUUAUCUAUCUGAGGACAUAGUAAACAAUAAUGAGAUCGACUUACCUAAAAUAAUUUCUAUACAAAACACUUUAUUCGAAAGAGCUAGUAAUAAUGAACAAAUUAGGCCGAACAGAAGAAAGAUUAAAAUCAAAAGUUUCAAAUCAAGCAAAACAACAGCUAACAAAAAGAGUAAUAAUAUUCAAGAAAAAAAUACAAGUGAGUCAACAAAACAAACUUCCCAUGCAUCUAAUAUUGGUCUAAGUAUUCAUCAAUUAGCGCAACACGAACUUGCCGAAUUAGACCCAACGAUAACCCACACAUCGGAGCCAGUAACUCCAGUGGAUGGGUCUCACUUGAUGAAUGCUACUCAUAUUCCAUUUACAAAAGAACCAAUUGGCCACCAUGUUAAUAGUGAGAUUGAUGACGAGUAUGAGUUUUUCCGCCAUAAGCAAUUUACAAACAGAAUCGACUAUUUCUCAAGAAAGCCAGAAUUAUUCAAAAUACAUGCUUCUUUUGAUGAUAAAAAUACGAAUAAGAUUGCCCAUGAAGUAAUCGAUAAAGAGAACUUGAAUCUCAAUAGACUGCAUUGUACAGAAGCUACAGUUUCUCCAUUUUUUGAAAAAAAAGAGGUUUUAGCAUCGUUGGUCUGA